Molecule: messenger RNA, 2100 nt
Organism: Triplophysa rosa
Lineage: Eukaryota; Metazoa; Chordata; Actinopteri; Cypriniformes; Nemacheilidae
Product: CD209 antigen-like protein C
Exons: 5
Coding region: 1040-1801 (253 amino acids)
Source: RefSeq, a predicted model, not a curated record
GCUUUUCUUGUAUAUCAAUUUUGUGUACAUACAGUAAAACACACCAAGAGAUUUGGAUUGUAAUUAAUUCAUGUUUGAUUAUUUCUUAGCUAUCAGCCUAUUUUUGUAUGUGCUCUUUAUAGUAGUACAUCCAACACACUUCAGUAACUAAAAUCUCUCUCUCUCUCUCUCUCUCUCUCUCUCUCUCUCGUAAUGUAAUUGAGCAAAUAAAAACUUUUUUUCAGUAUAAACUAAAAUUCUUUACAGUAAAAAUGUUUUUGAAAUGGACAACUUGGACUACUUCAAUAUUGUGUAAAAACACUUCAAGAAAAGAAAACAUUUCUGCCAAUUAAAGACAAAAUAUGACUACACUGAAGAUGAUCAAAUAUAACACGUUUUCUUUUUCAGAUUUUUUAGUCGCAACAUAAUUCUCUUUGUGUUAUUCCUUAUUGUGCUAUUCCACAGUUUUGAUAAGCUUACUAUUCAUUUCUAGAAUGUGAAGAAACAUGAAGUGAGUAUAGUGUAAAACUUUUGACCAGUAGUGUAUACUGUAUAUAUGCAUAUGUAUUUGGACGGAUUUUAGUAAUACUUGUGAUGCUAUUAAGCAAAGCGAAAAUAAACGUUGUUCUAAAUCAAUCAAUACAAUGGCGUGUGAGGAUCAUUUGUCAUUUAGAACAGCAUUACAGCAUUACUUCAAAGCCAAAGAUUUCAACACAAAGGACAUUACAGACACUUUCACUUGCAUAAUAAUGCGUCUGAUUGCAUCACCACCGUACGGUAACUUGUAGUUUCAGUUCUGUUGUAAGAUAUACAACAAUGUCAACAUACCAUACAUGAGUAUUUCUUUGACACACACACACUGUGCAUUGAGGCAAUGAAAGUGGGUUACAUCAGAAUUGAAACAACAUCAAAAAACUUUAAGUAUUGACGGUCCUUGUGCAUUCACGAUUUUGUCAUGUUUCCAAUAGUUAUCAAAAGAGGAAGAGCAUUGCCAAACUGAACAGAUCUACAGAGGAGCGACAGGGAACAUGUUAUAGUAUUUUGUCGUUAAAGAGGCAGAAUGUCUGAAGUAAUUUACAGCACCGUUAUCAGGACUGAGGGAAGAAAGAGAGACAAAAUGGAGAUGACGGUGGAUAUUUAUGAGAGUGCAGAUUCUAUCAAAGAUCAUGACUUCAGGACAGAUACAAACACACAACACCCACAGCAGCAGACAGGAAGUGAGUGUGCGAGGAACAGAAGACUCAGAUCAGUUCUAGUGUGUUUGGUGGUGCUGUGUGUUCUUCUACUGACUGCAGUCAUAGUGCUGUGUGUCCUGAUCUACACAAACAAUCACAAGUGUCACAUCAACUACAAAAACAUCACACAAGAGGGAGACGAAUUAAGAGCCAAGUGCAAUAAUGUUACUGAACAAAAUAAACUGCUGAAUCAGACAAAAAAUGAACUACUGAAAUAUCUGCACGAGGGAUGGAAAUACUAUGAAUUUAGUUUGUACUACUUUUCAUCUAAGAAGAAGAGCUGGACUGAGAGCAGAAGAUACUGUGAAGAAAAAGGAGCAGAUCUGAUCAUCAUUAACAACAAAGAGGAACAAGAUUUUGUUAAGACGAUUUCUGAUUCAGAGAACCAUUGGAUUGGUUUGUCUGACAGUGAUGAGGAGGGCAGAUGGACAUGGGUUGAUGGCAGCACACUGACCUAUAGCUCCUGGCGGUAUCAUGAACCUGAUGGUCAAAGAAGAGAGAACUGUGCUGUGUCUUAUACAUCAGUGUGGUAUGAUUAUUCAUGUGAUAGUGGUUAUAAAUGGAUCUGUGAGAAGAGCAUUAACUAAUCAUUACACAACUGUGUAGUGUGCUGAACACCUAUGAAUUGUUGCCCUUGUGUUGCACUCAUUGCUUCCAUUGUUUGCCUUUUUGGAUAAAGACAUCUGCUACAUGACUAAAUGUACAUGUAAUAAACAGAGGAAAAAGCCACACAUAAGAGUUUUAAGGUACAGUUUUUUGUCUGAUGCUAUUAUUUAGAUUUAUUGAACUUACAGAACAAAUCUGCUAAGAAGAUAACAACCCUGAUUCAUCUUUCUGAAGCAAAAGACUAUUACUACACUGAUCGUGUCACGGUUCCCUCUGUCUC